CGAAAAACUGCGGUUACGUUGGUGAGGACCGCGUCGGUUGUUAAAUAGUGUGGCAUUCAAACGGAGUGAAUGAAACGGAUUCGAUAAAGGUGAUAAAGGUAUGAUAAAGAUGGAUUCUGACAAGGAUUGGCCACUGGAGCCGUUCAACGAUUCUGUUGGACCUUCUGAUCUGCGUCGUGAAUGGGAAGAAUGGUUCAGAGCAUUUGAACUAAUUGCAGAGCUUAGAAAAAUCGAAGUACAGCAUGACAAAUUCAUACUACUGCUGGCACGGGGCGGUAGAGGCCUUCAACGCAUUUACUACAAUUUGCGGCCGGUGGCUGGAGAAGUAUACCCAGAGUCGGUGAAAAUCUUUUUGAUGCCGAUUGAGACACCCGAAUACGAUAAUGCGGUGAAACGACUGAGCAAUUUCUUUAUCGGAAAGCGUAACGAGCGCGUCGAAUUGGAAGUGUUCCGCUCGUUGAGACAAACGUCCGAGGAGUCUUUCAGUCACUUCAUCCUGAAGCUACGCACGCAAGCCACGCGUUGUGAUUUUAGAUCUCGCGAGGAGAUCGAAAUUUUGCAUCAGGUAGCUAUGGGUGCUCGCGACGAAAGAGUCAGACACAAAGGACUAGAGAAUACUAUGAGUUUGGAUGACUUAACCAAUUACGCCAUGAACAGGGAAACGCUUAUGAAGCAGAAGGAGAAAGUACGGCAAUUCAAGGAAAAUGAAUCAGCCGGGACAAUAGCUUCGGUCAAACAGGAUUGGGGAAAGAAACCAACAACGAUGAAUACUGGACCUGAGCGGCGCUGGGACCCAAGUAAGCACAAUGAAACUGAGUGUUCGAAUUGCGGAUCAUGGAAGCACCGAAAGGAUUCGCGGGAAUGCUCUGCUAGAGCUUGUAGAUGCAACAGCUGUGGACGCAUGGGACAUUAUGCGAGAAAGUGCAGAUCAAGAAGAAACACCGGUGCGAGGAGUUUCGGAUACACAAAGCGCAAAUUUGGUGAAGCCAACUCACUCCGGGAGAACCGUGACCGCUACCCCGAUGAACCUGAUCAAGGAUCAUCUCGUCGAUAUCCACCGGAGACAUUGAAGGUAGAAUAAUUAUAUCACCAUUUCCUUUUGAAAUUUAAUUCAAUAUCUUCA
This is a messenger RNA of Armigeres subalbatus, 1123 nucleotides long. RefSeq lists its product as uncharacterized. The record is from RefSeq and is a predicted model, not a curated record. Bases 101 to 1081 code for a protein of 326 amino acids. Gene Ontology annotation, molecular function: nucleic acid binding; zinc ion binding. The transcript is spliced from 2 exons. Lineage: Eukaryota; Metazoa; Arthropoda; Insecta; Diptera; Culicidae.